GCGACGCCCGGCGCGCUGCCGCCGCUGCUGCUCAGUCGUUCCGCGUCCCCGUCUCACCCGCGGCCGCCCCCACUUUCUACAGUCUGUCCCACAUCGGCCGCAAGGAAAAAAAAAAAAACAAGAGACCACAACAAAGGGCUUCGCGAGAGCGGCCCUCCCCUUUAAAGAGCCCGUCCCUUUAAUGGCGCGAGCGCGCAUGUCCGCCUGGCUCGCGCUGCGCGCUCUUCGCCUCGCCUCGCCGCUCAGCUCACACUCUGCUUCCCUCCUUGUCAAUAUGAGCGCGCCGAUGUAUUAAUGCGGAGCGAUGGGAUUUCCGCAGACAUGGCUGGGAAACGCGCUGCUGUGACGCUGCUCGUCCUCGCGGGCUUCUGCUCGCUCUCAGACGCUUUGAGGUGCAACUGCACGGUGUGCGAGAAGACCGGCUAUGAGUGCGAGACAGACGGCGCCUGCAUGGCCUCCAUCUCCCACAUCGAGGGCCAAGACCGCCACGUGCGCAUCUGCAUCGCGGAGGUCAACCUGGUGCCGCCGGGUCAGCCGAUCUACUGCUUGAGCGCCGACGGGCUGCUCAACACACACUGCUGCUACACCGACUACUGCAACAGCGUCGAUCUCAAGAUCCCCCUGGGAAUCGCGGAAAAGCAAGCGGAUCAAGGCUGGCUGGGGCCGGUGGAGCUCGUGGCCGUGAUCGCAGGGCCCGUCUUCCUGCUGUGCGUGCUGCUCAUCGUGGGCGUCUUCCUGUUCCAACACCACCAGCGCACCUACAGCCACCGGCAGCGAUUGGACGUGGAGGACCCCUCCUGCGACCACCUCUAUCUGGCCAAGGACAAGACGCUGCAGGACCUCAUCUUCGACCUGUCCACCUCGGGCUCCGGCUCAGGCCUGCCUCUGUUUGUGCAGCGCACCGUGGCUCGCACCAUCGUGCUGCAGGAGGUCAUCGGGAAAGGUCGCUUCGGAGAAGUGUGGCGCGGCAAGUGGCGGGGCGGCGACGUGGCCGUGAAGAUCUUCUCCUCGCGCGAGGAGCGUUCCUGGUUCCGUGAGGCGGAGAUCUACCAGACCAUCAUGCUGAGACACGAGAACAUCCUGGGCUUCAUCGCUGCUGACAACAAGGGUAAAUGGAGCUGGUGCAAUAGAACCCUAGCAGGGAUGGGAAGUUUUCAGUGUGCAUUGCCAUCGUGCCACUAUGUGUGUCUUUCGAUCUCCAAUGCUUGUCUGCCCCUUGCUCCUUUCCCAGACAACGGCACCUGGACCCAACUGUGGCUCGUCUCCGACUACCACGAGCACGGCUCCCUGUUCGAUUACCUGAACCGCUACUCGGUCACCAUUGACGGCAUGAUCAGACUGGCGCUGUCGGCCGCUAGCGGGCUGGCUCACCUGCACAUGGAGAUCCUGGGCACGCAGGGCAAACCGGGCAUCGCCCAUCGAGACCUCAAGUCCAAGAACAUCCUGGUGAAGAAGAAUGGGACUUGUGCUAUUGCCGACCUGGGCUUGGCUGUCCGUCACGAGUCCAUAACGGACACCAUCGACAUCGCCCCCAACCAGCGCGUGGGCACCAAGAGGUACAUGGCUCCUGAGGUUCUGGACGAGACCAUCAACAUGCAGCAUUUUGACUCGUUCAAGUGUGCCGACAUCUACGCGCUGGGGCUCGUGUACUGGGAGAUCGCUCGCCGCUGCAACGCCGGAGGUGUCCAUGAGGAGUACCAGCUGCCCUACUACGACCUUGUGCCCUCAGACCCAUCCAUCGAGGAGAUGAGGAAGGUUGUGUGUGACCAGAAGUUACGGCCCAAUGUGCCCAACUGGUGGCAGAGCUACGAGGCCCUGCGUGUCAUGGGAAAGAUCAUGCGGGAGUGCUGGUACGCCAACGGUGCUGCCCGGCUCACGGCCUUGCGCAUCAAGAAGACUCUGUCUCAGCUCAGCGUGCAGGAGGACGUCAAAAUGUGACCGGCAGGAGCGGCACGCGUUUCUGGAAACGCACAAGAGACAAAACCUGCCAGUUCCCAAGUCGCAGUGGAAACUGUGACGAGGUCUACCUCGCGUUUGCAGCCAAAACUACUGAGUAUCUCGUCCCACCCCCAGCCCCUAGAGACUACCCAUACUCCUCGGUCCUACCCAAAUGGGCCACCCACAAGUGGUAGCGCUAGUACUACUCCUCCUGUCCCGUCCCGUCCCGCUUCUCUGGUUCCUAUGGCAGGAAUUGUACAGCGAUGACCUUUUUAAUGUCUAAAUUUCCCCACACAGCUAUGCGAAAGACUUCUGAGAUCAACACUGCAUAAACCCAUUUCUUUAGAGGUAGAUUUUGGUGGAUUUUAAUUUAUUUUUUUUUGUUCCUUUUCCCUCGGAGACUGUAGUGUAUUGCUGUGGUGAUAAUGUGAAAGUUGCUGUAAUUUUUACUUUUUGCUUGAGGUCAAGUGCCUCAAAUGUACAGACAGGGUGUAGCAAUGGCUGCCGAGGCCGUCUCGAAAAUGUAUGUUGAUGCUCCGCGUCGAUCGUGCCCGCGCGCGUCCCGAAGCGGGUACGCCGGGACACGAGCGCACGGCGACAAGUCGGUCCGGGGUUGCCCUGGAACAGAGCAAAUAAUUGCACUGUCUGCGCUGAUGGUAGACAAAGCUGUGCACAUUUAAAGUGCGAGAUGGAAAUGGAUUUUUAGUCCUUAUUUAAUCGUCGUUUAUAACCAGUUUGACCGUUUAUAUUUUGCGUUCUUAUAAAUCAAGCUGAGACUGUACAAAGGAGGUCAUUCAUGAGCACGCUGGCUAUUUAUAGUCACGACGCCACCCAUGGAGUCGGAAAAAUGGCAGAAAUGAAAGCAUGUCUUUCCUGCUUUACAAGGUGCUCACGCGUCACUGUAGCCUGUUCUCUCGGAGCGCCGUAACAUCUGUGCCGGGCCUUUCCGAGCGGAGCUGCGGCCCGUGAGGUCGCGUCCGAUGCCACGGGGCUCCUCCGAGAUUCGUCGGAAGUGGUUUCGUACCCGUGCAGAAUUGUCCGCCACGUUGCUUCGCCGACUGGAAAUGGGGAGUUUCUUGGGUCGGGACGUGAACUUCGAGUCUGAGGAUGAUGCUUUAGUGACGAGGAAGAGCACUGACGGGCGGGUCCUCGCCGGGGGGGGGGUUGGAUGUAGCCGAAAGACGGAAGACUCGAGCCUGUAUCUGCCGCCAGUGUGGCCGCUUGUUGUGCGAGAGCGCGGUCCACGUUGCGCUGGAAACGUGCUUCUGGAAGAACAUAGAAAACACUGAUAUAGCCACUGCAGAGAAGAAAAACGCACGAAUUGUAACUCAGGCUCAAAGUGCUGCUAUUGUUUCGAAUGAAAUCACUUCACCCUUUAUUUACUGAUGGUGUCCAACACACUGAGCAGAUGUGUAUGACUAUUAAAUGACAAUUUAAUGUCUUUGUACAAUACCUGUAAUCUGUAUAUAGAUGCUACACGUUUUAACUCACCCGAAAGACUACUGUAUGAUAGUUUUAUUAGGAAAAGGAGAAAAAAAAAAGCCCUUCCCACCCAGUCAGAUACAAGGUACAACUUAUCUUAAUAAACAGAACAUUAACAGC
Molecule: messenger RNA, 3540 nt
Organism: Scleropages formosus (Asian bonytongue)
Lineage: Eukaryota; Metazoa; Chordata; Actinopteri; Osteoglossiformes; Osteoglossidae
Gene: acvr1ba
Product: activin A receptor type 1Ba
Exons: 8
Coding region: 295-1938 (547 amino acids)
Biological process (GO): cell surface receptor protein serine/threonine kinase signaling pathway; protein phosphorylation; cellular response to growth factor stimulus
Cellular component (GO): plasma membrane; signaling receptor complex
Molecular function (GO): ATP binding; transmembrane receptor protein serine/threonine kinase activity
Source: RefSeq, a predicted model, not a curated record